AUGGAGAAAAGCAGUGGGAGCGGCUCGAGUCACAAACAGGCCAGCACGAGCGAUGCCACAGGCACAUCGGCGUCGACGCUGCAGGCACCGGCAGCAGGUUCAGCCCUCGUCCCAACCAUCACUUCGCCCUUCAAUUUCCCCAAAUACAGCAAAGAUGGCUCCGCGGCGGACGCCAGCCCUCCCGUGUACGACAACAUUGGAGCAUCCGGCAGCAGUUCAAAAGCUGCUCCACGGCCCAUCGCCUUUCCUCAAGUCAGCCCGGAUCCGGAUGCAGCCUUCCUCCCAGCUUAUGCCCCUGUCCUGCUCAGCUAUGGCAUCACCGAGCAGACUUGGCGCUCGUUUCUGGCCACCAUCUCUGCCUUCUUGACGGCCAAAGUAUCAGACCGUGCUCUGUCACAUGCCACCGAUGUCGCUGCGCACAUUGGCGAAAACCCCAAGAAUCUGGGCAAAAAUGUCAUCGCCCAAGCCAAGUCCAUAGGCAAGAAUGUUACGCGGGACGCCAAACGGGGAAACAUUAUCGGUGCUGCCAUGGGCCUCAUCGGAGGCUCCAUCUCGCUGCCCAUAUCGACAGCCAUGGGCAUCGUCGGCACCACUCUGUCGCUCCCCGGGUCGGCCAUGAGCGCCGUGACUAGGAAGCCGAGGACCCCCCAAGAGAGAGCGGCUACAUACGCGGCCGUUGCCAACGAGGAGUGGCUUCAUAUGCGCGGCUUGCAUGCUCAUCUAUUUGAUUCCGCGGGCUUGGCCCAUCUUUUGGGCCAGCCAUUGGACAGUUUAUUAAGCAUGGCGUGGGAGACAAAGGCGAUCGAGGCUACGAGACAGAUGAGAGCUCUGGAGCCGCUUAUUGCUGGGCUUGAGAUUGAGGAGGGGGCGCCUUUGCAGUUGAAGACGCAGACGCUGUGGCUGGUGCUAAUACCCGGGCAACCGUCCUCUUCGAGCGAAGCGAACGUAAAGAAAUGA
Trichoderma asperellum CBS 433.97 is the source of this 957-nucleotide messenger RNA. The record is from RefSeq and is a predicted model, not a curated record. Lineage: Eukaryota; Fungi; Ascomycota; Sordariomycetes; Hypocreales; Hypocreaceae.